ACUAUACCUGGAUGAUGCAGUCCUGCAUCCUACUGUGUGCUUAGUGCUUACGCUCUACAUCGAAGCGUGCAAGACGCGAGACACGACACAAUUUUCAAGCGGCUGGAUAUCUUACCCACUCAUUAAUCGCGAGUGGUGGCAAAAAGUGUCCCACGAGACUGCGUUGCUGCCUGGUGACGAAAGGAGAAGAGGCUCACCGCAUCUGUUGCCUUGGUGAAUUCAUUAACACGGUAGCAGGCAGCUAGCUAGCUAGCUAUAGUUAUAGAUCCCCGACGCAUUAACGAACUUUACAUCGAAAAUUACGGAUGUCAUCUCUCGUUUGUAGUCGACGGGGCUUGAGAUGAAUCUUCACUAAAUACCGGGUCCGGUCACGGGGCGAUAUAUUACGUUGGGAGAAGGAGAUGCACCUUAAAGGUGUAGGAAUGGAUUCCAUGUAAGGCUAAGUAACUAACGGGAGCUAGCAGGCUAGCUUCAUAGAAAUACAAUUGUAGACGAUGCGGCUGCCGCUUAACGUAGCUGCGCUGUUAGCUAACAUGAAUUGUUUGUUUCCCAUUAAGUCUGACGGCGUUUGAGAUAAAUAUAAUGAUUAUACUGCAUUCGACAGCCUGCUAGAAGGCCGACGCGACAAUGGAGUCUUUCCUGCAGAUAGCUCCCCAUUCCUUGGCUAUCGUUCUGUCUAGGGUCGGGGCUGGGGAGGCGGUAGGGGCGGCCAGGGUGUCAGAGAGCGAUGAGCUGCCCAGACACCACACCGGCUAUGAGAUUUUUGCCGAUUUCAAAGCAGAAAACACCCAGCAGCAUGUAUGGAACCAGCGGAUUACAGAGGCUGUAUCCGAGACCUUUUUUCUGGGAUGGAUAGACGAGCAUGUGUUGCUAAUACAAGGGAAGGAGGAUCACCUGGAGGUGCUGAGGGAGGGCUGGAUGCGGAGGUCUCUCAAUCCGCCUCGGGGAUUCACCAUCAAAUAUCUGGGUGAUGUGUCACCCAUCAGUAUGUCCCCGAUCAGCCAAUCACAGUUCAUCCCUUUGGGUGAGGUUUUGCUGUUGGCUAUCUCUGCUAUGAACUCCACCCAUAAACCUGUCACCCAGGAGGCCCUAACUGAACACCUGCAGACAUGUUUUCCAGGUGUUCCAACACCAACAGAGGAGGUUCUGCACCACACGCUAAGCAUGCUGGUCCGUGAGCGGAAAAUCUACCCAACACACGACGGAUAUUUUAUUGUAACCCCUCAGACCUAUUUUAUCACUCCAAGCCUAAUCCGAACUAGUUCCAAGUGGUACCACUUAGAUGAGCGAUCUGCUGACCGACACCAACAUCAGAACCAGCAGCAGCAUCAGCAGACACAGUGCACCUCCCCCCUCUCUGGCACCAUCACCCCAUCUACCUCUGGGGGGGUGCGAGAUCGAGCACACCCAAAGUCCAGCCAGAACCACAGUGGAGGAGCUGGGGAUUCUUUUUACAACAACAGUUACCGUGGAGACGACCCCCCUAGCCACCAUACCACCCUGCAGCGCAGAUCCCCGAAAGACCACAGAGAGGUUUAUUCAUCACCACACUCACCACAGACACCUCCUCAGCAAGCAGGAGGCAACACAGAAAAGAGCCGCAGCACCCUUGGGUUCCCGUUCAAGACGGACACGCUCACCAAGCACCGAGGAGGGGGGGUUGGGGGAGGAGGAGGAACUGGAGACAUAGAGAAACAAGGAGGAGGAAGUGGUGCAGGAAGUCGUAAGUUUGGGUUGAAGCUGUUUCGUCUCAGUUUUAAGAAGGACAAGGCCAAGCAGCUCGCUACCUUCUCUGCACAGUUCCCCCCUGAGGAAUGGCCACUCCGUGACGAGGAGGUGCCCAGCCAGUUGCCACGUCACAUAGAGAUGGAAAUCAUCCGCAGAAUCAACCCUGACCUUACUGUGGAGAACCUCGCUCGACACACGGCUGUUAUGAAGCGUCUUGAAGAAGAACGUGCUCAGAGGAGCAAAGCAUCAUCAGCCAAUCAGAGCUCCAGGAGCAGAAGAAGUGGGGGUAGGCAUAGAAAGCAAUCUCAGACCAAACUCAGCCGCUCUCAUAGCAAGACACGGGCAUCCCGAGGUGAGCCAAGUGACAGCUCCCACCUAGAGCUGGCUGACAGAGACUACAGAGGUUACUCAUCCUCACUGGCUCGGUCCCCAAGAGAGCAAGCGCUGGCAAUGGAGCGGCAAAGGGCCCGCCUUCACCUGGCACACAGCAACCCCAACAUUCUCGACUCCUCCCACCUGCCUGUCACGCCAGAGUGGGAUGUAUCCGGAGAGCUUGCCAAGAGACGCACAGAAAUGCCUUUCCCUGAGCCGAGCCAUGGUCCAUCAGCUCACCAUUCAAAAGUCCAUCGCUCACACUCCCACACCCAGGAGAGGAAGUCUCGGAAUGAACGCAGCGACAAGGCCAAGGAACGUUCCAGAUCUAUGGACAACUCUAAAGGACCACUUGGAGCUGGCCUGAUUGGACCACCUGAUUAUUAUGAUGAUCGAAGCCGUUACUACACUGAUGAUGGCACCCUGCGAGCUAAUCAGAGCUCUUCUCACUACUCUCGGGCCACCCCCCCCUCCACUAAGGUGCCUGGGGAUGCUCUUGGUUUGGAUGGUGGCAGGAACUUGGACAACAGUAAGAGCAGGGACAGCCUACCACUGUACUCACCCAAACCACUGGCUGCCUCCAUCCCUCCCGAUGACUACUUUCAGUGCUCUGGUUCCUCUGAGGCAAUUCUCACUGGAACAAAUCCACUGGGAACUCUGGGCAAAAACAGCCACGACGGAUUAAAACUAGGCAGCAUUGACAGACAAACGACUGACAGGCAGAUAGAUAGAAAAACGUCCCAUCCACCGGAAAACAAGGAGGACUUGCCAAAGGUGGGACCUAAGGGUGGCAGCCUGCCUCCAAUACCUCUUUCUGUCCCUGACCCCCCACUUUCUAAUGGACGACCUCCCCACAGUGCCUCCUCUGGUCAGGAGAAACGGAAGGAGAUCUUUAGUAAAGAUACACUCUUCAAACCUCCUCCUAGCCUUCCUUUGCCCGGCUAUAGUUCUUUGAGAAAACCCACAGCCCUCACCUCCUCUGCUCUGUCCUCAUCCUGUGAUGCUCUUGAUUGCCAGGAAGCCUUUGAUGCUCCAAAGCCCCUGGUGGCAACACCAUCUGCUCCCCCACAGGGAAUUGAAUCCACAUCCAGUGCUGCUGAAGCCUCCUUUGACUACUACAAUGUCUCUGAUGACGAUGAACUGGAGGAGGGGGGCGCUAAGGGUAGAGGAGAGGAUGAGAAGCCUGGAGGAAGUGUUUCUGGGAUGGGCGGAGGUGGAGCAGGGACCAUGCAGUGGCUGUUGGAGAGAGAAAAGGAGAGGGACCUGCAGAGGAGGUUUGAAAGAACCCUCACAUUCCCUGGUGCUAAAGAGAACCUUUCUGAGCCCAGUCAGAACCAGCAAUCAGCACAUUCUGCUAGACUGGACAGCAUGGACUCCAGCUCUGUCACUGUUGACAGUGGAUUCAACUCACCACGAACAAGGGAAAGCUUAGCGUCUAACACCUCUUCAAUAGUGGAGAGUAACAGACGACAGAACCUGGCACUGAGCCCCGGCCACCUCAGCAUCAGUGCUGCAAACGGUCCUCCUUUCUCCUUUCGUGCCAUUCAGGAACCUGCCAGCACCCAACCAGAGAAACUCCAGAAGCCCAGCGCCUGCCUUGCAUCAAUCACCAGCGUCUAGGGUUAGAACUACAGGCUUGGGAGAGCGCAUAGUCCAUGGAAAAGGGCCAGGAAAUCCAACUCCGACUCCCAAGGACUGUUAAAUCUUUUGAUUGACAGACCAACUGAAUCAGUGGAGCUGCGAUUGGUCUGCUGUGGAACUGGACCUGUUCACACAAGCAUAUAGACACAGGCAGAAACAAACAGGAAUUUAGACCCCCAGGAAACCUCUCUUUCUCUCUCACACACAAACUGCAAACACCAUCCCACUGGGCAGCCCCUCACCAUGCCACUCUUCAGCUUCGAGUAAUGUUCUUUCAUUUUUUGGGAUCUUUUGUGUGUGUGUGUGCGUGCGCGCGCGUGUGUGUGCGUUGUGUGUUUAUAGGCGUUAUGUUUGUAUAAUCUAUAAUCUCAGGUUAUGUUAUUUCCACUACCACUCAGACUGCUCCAGAUCAGUGCUUCUCCAACUAGUGGUGUCAGCUGGUAUUGUACACUGAAGAGCUGCAGUUCUGCUGACUGUACUGUUACUGAUGGCACACACACUCUCACUAAUUGUCUCUGGUAGUUAUUAUCUAACAUUUACCACUGACAGACACCCUUUAACCCCUUCUAUCCUAAAAGUCCCUGUACGCAGCCGUCUCCGUUUUUUAAAGGUUACCAGACAUGGCACAUUCAGUCUGCUGUGUACUUCAACUAAAAUCAAUUUGUUGUGCUUAAUUUCUGUUACAUAAAAUUUGGUAGAGUUGCAGUUGAUCAUUUUUAGAGCAGGUUUAAUAACAUCAGUGUUCACUGACUCAUUGUUGUAAAGCUGAUAUUUAUAGUUCUGAUUAGGCAGGAGUAAAACUAGCAUUUUUUUCAGAUGUUUUCAAGUCUGGUGAUAAAGAUAUUGACUUCAAAAUUCUCCCCAGUGUCUCUCAUCUGUACAGCCCAGGGCUGUUCUUCUGGGGCUUACAGUUUUGUAUCUGUUACUAGCUAAUUUUCAGGAUCUUUUUUCAAGUGGAACUUUUAAUUAAAAUAGCCUUGUGCUUGAAAGGUUUUAAGGCACAGAGCCACAGGAAAUUACCAUGAAAACCUUGAAUACCAAGAUGUAACAGCUCUUGGGAGGUAAUUAGACAGUCAGACGAGUAACCUGUAACCUGAACUUUUUCUAAGGUGAUAUCCUCUUGAAUGUGAGCUGUUUUUGUAUCUGUUGGAUGUUAUGACGCUCACCUGAAGCCUUGCCAGUUUUUAGCCCCUCAGCAGUGGUUAUAUAUGGACAGCCUGCAGCUCCAGGGAUAAGACUUUUGACUACAGACUGUUUUGAUUUUCUUCAGAGAUGGAAAUUCUUUUCAUGUUACCCCUGAUGUCCAUAUGGAUGCAACUGCAUUCAUCUCAUUUUGAUGUGAAAAAAAAUUUCUGCAGUUUCAAGCGCUGUGCCAGUGGUUACUGGAUGCAUUUCUGUAGUUCACUAUCAUAAUAGGUUGUGUGUAGGAAAAAAAAAGCAAAUUACAGGGGUGGAGUUAAAAUGUAAGGCAGUAUGUUCAGAAUAUUAAAAUACCUUACACUGCAUAAAUGAAUUUAUAUAUGAAAUAUAUGCACUACCAGUCAAAAGUCUGGACAGACCUUCUCAUUAAAUGUUUUUUAAAAUUAUUUUCUACAUUGUAGAUUAUUACUGAAGACAUCAAAACUAUAAAAGAAUACAUAUGGAAUUAUGUUGUAAACAAAAAAGUGUUAAUCUUCAGUAAUAAUCUACAAGUUAGAAAAAAAUACAAAUAUAUAACAGCAUAUUGAAUGAGAAGUUAUGUCCAAACUUUUGACUGGUGGUGUAAAUGUCUAUGUUUAUUGAUAGUCAACAUAAAAUCAAUAUUUAAUGAUGUGCAGAUUUUUAUUUUUUUUUUAACUGAGAGUCUUUACAUACACAUUGUAAAACUAGGAUUUCCUUUUUGGUGAGAGUUAUUUCAGGGUGAUCUUCAUAUAGAAGUUAUUGAUGUUCUGAUAGGUGACACAGCAUCUCUUACAUACAACCACACUGGCAGACAGACAACCUGCACUGAAGGAUGCAAAUGCAUUCAUACUGACUGCUGAGAUGGCUAAUUUCACGAGAUGAUGACAUUUCCAAUGUCAUUCACAGUAACAAACCCAUUACUAAACUCUACCACACUGCUUCUAAUAAACAUCAGCGUUUUUUGUGGAUAUCAAAGAUUCAAAAUAGUGUGGUGGAUGUACUGCGGGCAGAGACUACUAUUGUUGUGACUAAACGUUUGUUCCUUAUAUCCAAAGAAAACAGGUGGACAGACAGAAAGGCAAACCUACAUAAAUUGUCAGCUAAACAACUCAGUUUUAGAAAUAAAGCACCUGCAUUUGAGUAAAUGCCUGAAGCAGAAAAACUAAAUGCAAGUGAAUCACACAACAUUACAUUUCCGAGGACAAGACUGCUUGAAGAUGUGACACAGCUGCAUUCAGUGGACAUGAGGGGUUACGAUUACACACCUGGCGAGUUUUAAAGAUAAGCUAUUAAAAAUCAUUUGCUAAUUUGAGAAAUUUCUACCAGCAAAAAUAAUUGGCCACAUUCAGUCGGAAAAGGUGGGAAGUGCAUUUUAAAUUAAAUGUGUACAUCUUGAUUUAAGGAAAAGUGAGGUUCUGCCAGUGUUAGAGCCAUUAUUGCAUUAGAUGCCUAAGAAUUCAAUAAAGAGUAUGAGGUCUACAAAAAACAAACCCAAACACCCAGACGAGGGAUACACAACCAGCAGGUAUGUGACUUUUUAUUUCAUGUUACUUGAGUUUUUCUUUAAACUGUUUGAGGUGUAUACUCCUGGUGCUAAGACGUGUUAUGGUCAGUAAAGGCCAUGAUAAUAAUCGUAGUACAAACAGUGAUGACAUUUUUGGAGUAUAGUAUAAAAUUGCUGCUUAGAUGUGUGUUGUAGGUUUAAUCUGCAUACUUUUGGCCAUGAACAUUUAUUCCCCUUUAUCAGGGGACAGUACAGGGAUUACACAGUGACUGAACAGAUGGACAAAUUAACAACUUUGGCGCAGCGAAAUGUGAAAUAAAGCCUGCAUUUGAAGUGCGUUGGUCUCAUAAAAAUUACUGUUGACGUGAGUUGGGUCAACCUAUCUCCAAAAAUUCUGCAGCCCUAUAGGUCAAGGCUUUCCUCUUUUCCUCCUCUCCUAGUGACUGAUCCCUGAGUUGUUAUCCUUUAUACUAUUACCAACUACCUCCACAGCAGCAAAAACACAGCCCAUUCUCUGUGUUAUCCGUGGUCAUCAGCCUCCUGCCUGUGAAUGUCUUACGCACACAUACAGAUACAACCAGUGCCCUCAAACGUAUUUUAACAGUACUGCAAGAUUUUCAUCUACUAUGUGCACACAGCCUUUAUAUGCUUUUUGCAUGUAAAAAAUGUGGACUAAAAGCUAGAGUCGAUUUCUACCUGUCUCAUUGUCAUGUUUUGAUCUCAAAUUCAAAGGAGUUCAGUAGUAAAAACAUUAGUUUCACUACCGUUGAAACACAUUUACAGGACACACUAACACACUGCAUAUCGAAGUGCUGGUAAACCUGCUGUUUCUGUUUCAGUUUCAUCACAAAUCUUUUUUUUCUAAUGGGAUGUGAGAACAUUGUGGUUUCAUGCACCUGCCCACCUAAUCAAUGGCAAUACACAUUUUCAGAAACUCUCCUUAAAGGCCUUGGUCCCAGCUAGCAUUAACAUGCAUCUACAUAGCUCUGAAUACUGGCUGAAAUGCAUUCAAGAAGAUGCAGUGUGAUUUGAUUGCCUUGACCACAUUCAGAGGGAGUCUGGGCUGCAUGUGGCCACAUUCUUGUAGCAAUGUGUAGGUGAAUGUUUCCUUGGACACACUGAGGGCCCACUUAACUGAUCUCCUGUACUUAAGUGGGAGUACAUACUCAUUUGCACACCAGCAGCAUCAUAUUAAAAUGUGACAACGAGUAAAGCCAAGAGUUCAUAGAGAACAUCUUCGGUGUUUUGGUUUGCCUCGAACACGCUAAAGAAUAGACCCGUGUCGUUGUGAUUUCUUCAUCCUCUUUUAAUUUCCAGCCGACUAAGCUUGCUAAAUGUAUUGCUGCUUUCUGCCAUUUAAAAACAACACAUUUGGUCUUUGAAAACAAAAGUUAUUUACAUAUGUGAGUAUUAAUUCUAAUGCAAGAUGUAAAUGGACGUACUUGCGGUGGUUCACUUGUGAUUGGAUCAUCCAAGACGCAUGUCAAUGCCAGGUGCGAACAGGACCAAAGACAUUCAUUGUGCCACACAAAACAGAAGUUGAGAGAGAAGUUCAUCUCUUAUUUCUACUUCCUUGCCCAGCUGCUAUCAUGCCAGUUGUUAUGAUUGUUGGUUUGAAAAUUACCAAGAAAUGUCAAACAAUACAAAAUGAGAUUUAGAGUCAGUCCUACGGCUGUUCUUAGGUUUUAGUCCCCAAAGAUGAUAGGAACUAAAAUCCAAAGGGAAGGAAUACCCUUGGCAGACCUACUGAUAAACCAAAUUUACAUCUCUAUUCUCUGAGUAUACUAUUAUUGCAGCCUGUAGUCUACCACGCCAACAGGCUUCAGAGAGAGUUUUAGUCCCUUUCCUGUCAGUAUUCCAUGGGUAUACUGUACAUUCUUUCUGUAUUGGUAGAAAUAUCCUUGUCUUUGUUCUAGCCCAACAGUAGCAAGUAUUAAGUACUGCAUCAUUACCCUGGGGUUCUAAUCCCAGUUACAGCUCUUCAGAAGGGUCUCUUGUGCCAUUUCUAGCCACGUAUUUAGGUCAUAUCUCCAAUUUUCUGACUACAGAAAGACAUGCGUACAGGGAUAAGUUCAGAUUCUGUUUCUCAAGUUCUUGUCUGGUUUCCACCUUUACCUUUGAGAGGGUGUCCUGUCCCCACAAAUAUAAUAGUUGUAGUUUCUAUUGUACCACUAAACCUGGGUUUAAAUUGUAGUCUAUAUAGUGGAGUUUAAUCUCUGGUUAUCUUUUAGACCACAGUUAAGGGAUUUUGGCUCCUGUGUCACAGUACAGUGAGAGUCUUCUCUCUCUUCUACCAGUAGAGCUGUAGUCUCUUGUCUGUUGGAAGUCAGGGGUCCCAUCACUCAUGUUUAAUGUUUGAACUGCCCCCAACCCCAGGCCUCUAUGCUGUCUGGCCCAGUGGUUCUACAUCAACCCCUUGUCAACUCCAGCCACAAUCCUGUAACAGUACAUCCCUUUUUUACACAGACAGUCCAUGAAAUGUCUUCCCUUAACAUUGGCGGUGGUUUAUAAAAAUAGAGGUUCAACAAUAACGUUGUUUCUAACGGUGACAGUAUGUCAUACCUGUAAAUGAUGUUUAUCUGUCAUGCCUAGUCAAAUAAUUUAAACAACAAAAAGAGGGAUUUUUUUUAAAAAUGUCUAUACUAUCUGAAAGUCCCUUUGAUGUGUCGUACUGGUGUUACCGUUGUUGUAGUGUAUGUGAUACCCAAUGGGGAUUGUGUUACUUUUUAAGAUAAUAAAAUAACAAUGUUUGGUUAUACCA
This is a messenger RNA of Amphiprion ocellaris (clown anemonefish), 9167 nucleotides long. Its product is annotated as storkhead-box protein 2-like. The transcript is spliced from 4 exons. Gene Ontology annotation, molecular function: DNA-binding transcription activator activity, RNA polymerase II-specific; RNA polymerase II transcription regulatory region sequence-specific DNA binding. Gene Ontology annotation, biological process: positive regulation of transcription by RNA polymerase II. Bases 628 to 3720 code for a protein of 1030 amino acids. Gene Ontology annotation, cellular component: nucleus; cytoplasm. Lineage: Eukaryota; Metazoa; Chordata; Actinopteri; Pomacentridae. The record is from RefSeq and is a predicted model, not a curated record.